This is a messenger RNA of Pungitius pungitius (ninespine stickleback), 5162 nucleotides long. It is a transcript of the gene kcnj13, whose product is annotated as potassium inwardly rectifying channel subfamily J member 13. The transcript has 5 exons. The coding region runs from base 1103 to 2194 and encodes 363 amino acids. Gene Ontology annotation, biological process: regulation of monoatomic ion transmembrane transport; potassium ion import across plasma membrane. Gene Ontology annotation, cellular component: plasma membrane. Gene Ontology annotation, molecular function: inward rectifier potassium channel activity. The record is from RefSeq and is a predicted model, not a curated record. Lineage: Eukaryota; Metazoa; Chordata; Actinopteri; Perciformes; Gasterosteidae.
UUUGAGGGUGAACAAGAUCAUCUGAUUCCCUCCACCUUGCAUUACCUUUUGGAGAGUUGUUUUCUUUGUUGUUGCUGGCCGAAUGAUUGGUCAUUCAUUCCUUCAUGAUGGGCCUUGCCUUGGAGGACUGAGCCCAGCUAUCCUGCAUGUGCUCUUUGGUGGAUCCCCAGAAGAAGCGAUAAUAGAUAUUAAGGACUGUGCUGACCUUGAUAUCCGUGAGACAAUCAAAGCGGUAAUGUACAUUUUAAUGAUACAUAUUUGGGGCAAGUAAUACCUGAUGUCAGACAGUUUUCUUGGAUAUACUGUAUAAUACAAUUACAUUGUUGAUUUAAGUUAAAUGUUUUUUAAGUGAGUAAGUUUAAAAAGUUUCCCAACAUGCUAAAAAAGCUAAGAAAUUAUUUUACAUGUGGUUAGAGAUCUCCGGGUGUUGACAAGUUGUUCUUUCCCUAUUUGUUGUAUAAAUUCUAAAGUCUUUAGAAAUCAGGAAUUCUUAUGUAUUCCAAUUGUCAUUGUUAGCUGGAGGGUACAGAAUAAUUGUCAUCAGAAGAUAAGAACAGUAUUAAUGACUUUGCACUGUCUUGGGAUUUUCCUCAAGUCAUAUCUGAGAACAGAAGAUGGCUGCUGGACAAGCUGAUCCUCCAUGCAGUCCUUGGAAGAACCUCAAGACAGGUUAAACAGCUACGCAGGGGGUUAAAGGAGACACUGAUCUGGCCUUUGCUAACUGAGAGGAAAGACACAAUUCCCCUCCUUUUUCCAAGAGCAUUUAUCUACAGUGCACACCACAGGCUACAUGCAGGGUAAUGUGACCAAUUGAAUCAUCCUCGCCCCGGAGCUGGAAGCUGAAGAUCGGAGGAGCUGAUAGCACUGCGCUAAAUCUGGCUGCUACACUGAGAAAAAUCUCUUUUGGGUGGCACUAGCAGUUUCUGAACGGGAUUCCUCUGGGAUUUAACAUCCCAUACUCCAAAGAGCUUGUGGCAGACUGUCCAUCUGCCUCGACCCCUUUACCCACUAGGGAGACCCAGGCCAGCUUUUAGGUGAAAAAGGUCAGAGGGCCCUGUUAAUCCCACAUUGAAGCUCUAGGGCUUCAGAUCCACCUCCAACCAUGACAACCAAAUCCAACAGUAUCAAUCUAGAUGGAAAGGCUUCCUCCUCCCCUCUCUUAUCUUCUCCAACCCGCCAACGCCUGGUCACCAAAGACGGACACUGUGCCCUUCGUCCACCUCUGUGCUCUUCGGGCUCUUGGCGUGGGGCCUUGGGCAGAGCCUGGUUGCUUGCCCUACAGGACCUUUGGGGACUGUUGGUGGGUCUGCGCUGGAGAUGGGUCCUUCUGGCCUUCUGCUCUUCCUUCUUGGCCCAUUGGCUGCUGUUUGCCUGUAUGUGGUACUUGCUGGCCCACCUAAAUGGGGACCUGGCUGUGCAGGACCAUGACGCCCCCCCACAGGGGCAUGUGGUUUGUGUGAAGCACAUAACUAGUUUUACUGCUGCUUUUUCCUUCUCCCUGGAAACACAGCUGACCAUCGGCUAUGGCACAAUGUUCCCAAGUGGUGAUUGUCCCAGUGCCAUAGCACUGCUGGCUGUGCAAAUGCUGCUGGGUCUCAUGCUGGAAGCGUUCAUCACAGGUGCAUUCGUUGCAAAGAUUGCACGUCCCCAGAAGAGAGCAGGAGCUAUCGAGUUCAGCCCUCAGGCAGUGGUCGGGCAAUACCAGGGGCAGAUGUGCCUCAUGCUGCGAGCCACCAACAUGCUGCAACGACCUCUGGUGGAUGUAAAAGUGAGUGGUGUACUCUAUAAGGAACAUGAAGGUCAGGCUCUGCACCAGACCUCUCUGGACUUCCACUUGGAUCAGCUAGGACAGCAGCCAUGUCCCUUCUUCAUUUUCCCACUCACCUUUUACCACCCCCUGGACCGCCAAAGCCCCCUAUAUCCCACCCUGUGUGAGGGCACAUCCAUCCACUUUGAGUUGGUGGUCUUUCUGUCAGCCUUGCAGGAGGGAACUGGUGACUCCUGCCAGAAGAGGACCUCUUACCUGCGCCAAGAAAUCCAGUUUGACCGUCGCUUUGUCCCUGCCUUAGGGAUGGAUGCUCGGGGAAGAUACAUGGUGAGCAGCCAGCACUUUGACACAACCCACUCAAAGGAGUCUUUGAACAAGGAUUGUGUGGUGCAGAUAAAUGGUGAUGGCAGCGACAGAAUGGAGUAGGAAUGCUUGGUUUGAGUUUCAAAGAAAUAACUGGGAAUAGUAACAAUGGGGUAGAUAUUUUUGGACGUACUUGAUUUUGUUUGAAUCUAAAUAUGUCAAAGAUUUAAAAUUAAAAUAUCUAUCAGAUAUAGGUGCUGCUUCAGACUGCUUCAGUUUCUUCCUCCAAUCAAUUAAGAUUAAAUAUUUAUAAGAUAAUAGUGCAACAUUCAGGGUAUUACUCCUGUCAAUCAUCAAUGUUGAUCAUCAACAUAAAUAUCUGUGUUGGUCGGGAGGCCUACCCCGCAGGAGGAAAUGCUUCUGGGGAAUUUAGUGUGAACAAAUUGUUUAAUAGUUUUCUUUUCAUUGCUCUGAACAUUUUUACUAUGGAGAUGAUAACAUAAUCUUUAGGUCAUAAACAACCAUCACAGUUUACAGAGCUACUGCAGCUUUGAACUGCUGUACUUAAUGUGGUUGUUUGCACAUCAACCCCACUACACUAGUGUUUUAAAUAAUGUGUUUGGAUGGCGGCCUAUGUUUCUUUAUGAUUUAAUCAGUGGACCUAAUUUAAAAUUUCAGCAUUGCAAUAAUGUGUGCAAUGUUGUCAUAUCAGAUAUAGCUGAUUGCCAGAACUACAAAAUAAAAUAUGUUUACUUGUAAAUUUAAUCAAAAUUGAUUUACAUGUCAGUGAUCAAUUGUUGUUGUGAAUGCUGAGUCAAAUACUGAUGAUGUAAUAGACCCACAGAUAUUCAUGACCAGCUGGGGGCAGCUUGUGUGCCAGCCUCUAUCUGUCAUCUUAUUUUUCUGCACAAAAGAGCAAGAAAAAACCCCAUGUGUUUCUCAACAUUUAUGACUAGAUAUAUGCAAUGAUCAACAGAUUUUUUAAAGAAAAUAUUUACAGAGAUCUUAUAAUGAAGUUAAUCAUGUAGUGAGAGCCUUUCUAAAUUGGGAACCACAAAUUCAGGUAUACAACUUUCAAUUAUAAUACCCGUGGGACGAAUACCAACCCAUAGGCUCCCAGGUAGUGCAGAAGUAUAAUAAACGAGAUUACAAUCUAUGUUAGGAGCGAUGAUGAAUGAUGGCACUUGACAGAAGAGCUACAAUUAGUGAUGUCUAACUUCCAUAAUAACCACUAAAUGUCUCACUUCAAUGGCUAGUCAGAAAGAUAUGGGUUGGAAACUAGCCGAGCUGCUCUGACCUUUUUGUAUUCUUUGUGUGCUUACAUGGAUUUACUCAGAGUGCUCUGGUCUUCACACAGUCCAAAUAUAUGCAGGUUAGAUGAACUACCAAAUUUAAUUUGUCAGCAGUGGAGUGCAUAUGUCAAUGAGUUUAAAUGAGUGUCUGUCUUUACAAGUUAGCUUUGAGAUUGACUGGCACCAAUUCCAUCAAGUAUAGCUAAUGGGUGGAGAAAAAAAAAUCAAUGAUUUUAAGUGCCAUAAUAUUAUACACAUGAUCAUAGUGUUUUACAUUGAUGAAUGGGUUUUUCUACCUUCUACACAGACCCGGAUUUCACUACACUGUGAAAAUCAUCUUAUGGAUAAUUGAAUCACUAAUAACAUUUCCCUUCAAUGUUGUUAACAGUGACGUAAAGGAGUUAUGCAGUUCUAAAUGCACAUUUCCAUAGCAAAGUAAACCUAAUUGAAUCCAGAAGCUGCCUGAAAGACAAGAAAACCUUGAGCGCACAGCUUUGCUUGUGACCCUGUCUGCACAGUAAUGCUUACAGUGAAAUGCUAACAUGCUCACAAUGACAAUAGCUAAAUCUAAAUGCCAACCAUCUGAACUUAAAGAGUGUGGCAGAGGUGGCACCCUAUUAGGAAAGUCAAAACAAUGCAAACGCAGGGGCAAAAUUUUGUAGUUUUUCAAAAUGUCAGGAGGAGGACCCUAAGUAAGAGCACUUACUGAAUAAGUGUUAAACAAAUGUUCUCAAACAAGUUCACAUCCAAAUGGGCCUCGAUUACACUGCGCCUUGACAGCGUCAUCAUAGGUUGCCAACUUGAAAAGACCAGGGGUGGAGGACGCAGGUAUGGCAAGAUAAUGAGGGGGACGUGAGAUGACAAAAGGGCAUUUUUGGUCAUAUCUCACGAGGGGGCGUCAUCCCCCUUAAAUUUCUUCAUAUAAAUGGGCCUUUAUAAUGUGACAGACUGAGGUGAAAGGAUAAAUAGCAUCUUAUAAGAUGUCCAGACAUGUGUUUACCAUGUCUACUAUCUUCGUCAAGCAUUUUGGCAUGCCAAAAUGUACACAUUCCAUGUUUAUUAGAACAGCUGCGAUAGGUGGGAAAAGCAUUGGUCAUAAAACAGUUGUGAAAAAACUGAAAUUUGCCCAUAUAAUGGAGCUUGAGUGAAAGUAAGAAAGUUCCAUUGCCUGUGGAACAUUAAUUUCUAUUCAAAUAGUUGUUGACAUAUUUCUGUGGUGAACCAACAAAGAAAUUUACUCGACGAUCCUAUAGUGUUCUCUGGAAAUUACCUUCAUUCGGGAUGUCUAUGUAGAUUGUCAACAUGUCCUUACAAUUCCAACAAACCAAAACAUUUUUGUAAAACUUCUAAAGCCAAUUUUGAAAAAAUACAUGUCUUAAAAUGAGCUAUUAAACAUUAGAGUGCAGACCUGCAUAUUGGUGAGAAGUGAUUGAUAAAAUUAAACUGACUGAUUAUUACAUUAAUGCCUUUUUUAAAUGAUUGCCUAAAUAAUUACAUAAAGUGAAAAUCAAUGUAUUAUGUUCAUUUUGUAAAUGUUUCUAGAUUUAGCAAAGACAUUUAAGUUUGGAAGCAGCCAAAAAGUAGUGAAGGUAUGUUUGCAUUUGUAGUAUUUCCCCUUAAAAAGUCUGUUGAUAUGAAAAGUGUUAUCUACAUGGUUGAAAAGAAAUCAUUUAGUAACAUCAGACAUGAGAAAGGAAAUGUUUAAAAAAGUGAUGCUGCAGGAUAACAUCUUGUACUUCUCAUGCUUCAGUGCCUUUUGUACAGUGUACAUUCCAUGAAAUAAAUAUUUUCUAAACAAA